Anoplophora glabripennis (Asian longhorned beetle) is the source of this 3746-nucleotide messenger RNA. Its product is annotated as TWiK family of potassium channels protein 18-like. Gene Ontology annotation, biological process: potassium ion transmembrane transport; stabilization of membrane potential. Gene Ontology annotation, cellular component: membrane. The coding region runs from base 143 to 1639 and encodes 498 amino acids. The transcript has 4 exons. NCBI's taxonomy places the organism in Eukaryota, Metazoa, Arthropoda, Insecta, Coleoptera, Cerambycidae. The record is from RefSeq and is a predicted model, not a curated record. Gene Ontology annotation, molecular function: potassium ion leak channel activity.
AACAUCCAGCCAUGCCGUUUAGCAGUUAGUCCCUGCACUUUACACAAAGCUACCGAAAUACAAACAAUACAAACUGUUCCCAAACAUUUAUGCUCUCAUGUGAAGUGUGAUUUAUCAAAUGUGACUUAAUUGAAAAGUGACAAUGGCAAGUGACAAUAGUUCGAUAAAAUCAUGGACAAGCAAAUCCAAAACCCCCAGUGAUGGAGGGAAGAAAGUGGGUUUUAGAAGGGCCAGGCCGACUUUGAUCAUUCCACCACCUCAACUUCGUACGACACCUUCGCCCUACACUGCAAAGGUGUCUUAUACUGCAGGGAGACCCACCUCUGACGUAUACGACCGAAAGGGUUCCGUGUUUGUGUUCGAUCAGAUCAAUGGCAUUAAAAAUUUCACUGUGAAUACGGACAAAUCAGGGACGGGCAUUGGAGAAAAAUGUUCCUACCGCGUGUACCAUAAAAUCAAAUCGUGGAGUAAGAAAUGGUUCACGCAUUUUUUUCUUACUAUAAUAAUGAUAAUUUAUACAGUGGGAGGAGCAGUUAUUUUUAUUACAAUUGAAGGUCAGAAUGAACUAAAAGUUAUUGAUACUAUUAACAAAGAAAUGGACCGACUUCUGGCUGAGUUGAGAGAGGACUCUAUAAGAAUUCCAAAUGAAGAAUCGGUACACAGGUGGGAGGGGAUAGCAGUACAGAAGCUUAAAGACUUUGAUAUUAUGCUGAUAGAGGCCUACAAUAAAGAUCCGCUUAUUGUGGGUAACACCGGAGACAAAAUAUGGUCUAUGUGGAAUGCAGUUGUAUACUGUGCAACGGUUUAUACUACCAUAGGUUAUGGUCAUCUGUAUCCAACCACCAUAACAGGAAGGGCACUAACCAUUGUUUACGCAAUUAUUGGAAUUCCUUUGUUUCUUAUUGCACUUACAGAUUUCGGCAAAUUGUUUACCAGGGCAAUAAAGUUUGUCUGGUCGUUUGUUAGAAGGCUAUAUUAUACUGGAAGUUGCAGAAAGGCUAGAAAAAAGGCUCAUGUUAAGGAUAUAUUCAAAGGUGCACAGUUAGUGUAUGAUAUAGCGACGUUCAGAAGACCAUCGGUGUUCAGCGACGAUUCAGAAAAUCCCCAACCUGCAGUCACCCCCAUAGGUUCUGUCGGCAUUUCCGCAAACGAAGAAACACCAACAACGCCCGCCUUAUCCAAUUAUGAAAUUAACGACGAAUUUAACUUGCCGAUAUCUCUCGCUUUGUUCAUCCUUAUCUCGUACAUAUUUAUCGGAGCCGUAGUAUAUUGGGCCUGGGAGGGAUGGGACUUUUUUGCAUCUUUUUAUUUUGUAUUUAUAUCUAUGUCAACAGUGGGUUUCGGUGACUUCGUUCCCAAGAAAGUCCUUUGCAUGUUGGUUUCUAUCUUUUACUUGGUUUUUGGACUAGCCCUUAUGUCAAUGUGUAUCAAUGUCGUGCAGGAGAAGUUGAGUGAUACUUUUAAACAGGCAUCUGCCAAGCUCAGAGCAACAAUCGGCAUUCAAGGGGAAGAUGACACGAGCAUUGUGGCCCCAGAGAUUGUUGAAAUGCCUGACAUACAUGAUCCAUCUGCAAUUAUAAUAAGUGAAAACAAUAAUGUUAGUGAAAAUUUGGCUCCCCUUGCUGAAAAGGAAAGCUAACUAUUGUGCUUCGCCAUUUACAUUUUUGAAUUUAUGUAUCUUGUAAUGCCAGCUGCGAUAUUAUGAUAUUAAUACUUAAACUGUGACAUUUUUUAUUGAACAAUGAUAGCUAAUUUAAUAUGUUUUAGCAGGUAGUUUAUUCUAAAAGUAGCAUUAAAUAUGUCCACUUCUUAUUCAUCCUACUGCUUUUAAUGUUUAAUUUGCAUUAGAACUUUAUUUUCUUAUAUUGUAAUUUUUCUUUGUUUUUUUUCAAUUUUCUAUUAUUUUAAGGAAAGUCGAAACAUUAUCCAACAUUUUAAACUGACCAACAGCAAAUAUUUCAAAAGAACAUUAAAGGACGUUUGUGAGUACCAACAAAAACUAGGGAUGUGACCUAUUUCGAUUAUAAGCAGUAUGCAGCGAUAUUAGAAUCAAAUUCAAUGUAUAGUUAUGGAUAAUGUAAUUAUAUGGUCGUUAUAAAUAAUUCGGCAUUAUAUGUAGUGUGAAAACCAUGAAGAGAGAAUCGCUAAAUAUCUGAUAUAGUUUAUUUAAUUUGCAUGCGCGGUUCCUUGCUACUCGAUCGGUGAUUGUAAAUCACAAAUGUUUAUAAAACAAAGUAUGAGUUCAUCGAUGGGUGGCAUAGGAGCGGGCAUUGACUAAUAAGCAGUGGUUGUAUUCAGGUCGAAAAUAUUAAAGUUCUUUCAAUCAGUUUUACCUAAAUCUUUAAUUUUAAAAGUAAACCAAAUAUUAGUUUUUAACAGUAGGUACAUAAUGACUAAAGACGAGUGAGGUGACAAAUAUAUAUAAAUUUAUCAUAUUUAAUAGCACAUUUUUCUCACAAAGUCAUACCCUUGGUGACGUAAAAAAAAUACGGAACACAUUUAUAAAUAUAUAAUAAUUAUAUAAAUAUCUGAGGAAUUAUAAUCAAUUUCUUUUUACUGCUUAUUAGCAGUAAAAAGCUUCGUCCACCAUGUAUUGUGUCCAAAAAAUAAGUGAUAAUCCCAUAAUAUUUAUUUUAUUUAGAAAUGCGAUCGAUUACAUUAUAUUAUAUUAAAAUGAUAUCGUUUAAAUGUCCUCCUCUAUAUUGUGUGAGUCUUACUGAAUGAAUUCUGGGGAUCUAAUUCUCGAUAGUUUGCUUACAUAUUUCACGUGGUAUAUUUUCUAUGGUGCGUUGAAUAUUCGUUUUAAACUCGAGAAUUGUUUGUGGCUUAUUUCUGUAAACCAAAAAUUUCACAUAACUUCAUAGGAAAAAGUCCAAGAGGGUCAGAUUACAUGAUCUUGAUUGACAGUUAACAUUAGCAUUUCUCAAACAAAAGAACGUCCAGAAAACUGUUGUUGCAAUUAAUCAAUUGUUUCACGAGAUGUGUACAAAAAGAUUUUUAAAAUUUUAUUUUUAAUUUUUAAGAAAAUUUAAUUAAAAAAGAGAAUUAUUUUUGUUUGAACCUCAUUUGUUUUUCUGCUGUUAUUUUCGAAAACUGCAAAAACAAAAAAGUUAAUAGGGGUGAAUUCUUAUUUAUGCCACCGAAACCGAUCUCCGUGCUUGACAUUCCUAUUUUGUGGUUGAAAUCGCGCCAUCAUAUAUGAUUCUUUGGUAGAAAUGCUGCUAAUAUUCGAAACAUAUGGGAAUAGACAACAAUUUUGUCUACUUAAUAUUACAUAACAUUUUAUUUAUUUGAAUAUAAGGACAUUAAUUUUAUAUGUAUUUGUCUAUCGCACUGUUCAAGGAAAAUGGGCUAAUAAGUAUAAUAAGUAUAGUGCUUAGACCGUGUGAUAAAUAUAAUAGGUAAUACUUAUUUACCAGUCCGCUCGCCUGCUCAUUAAUUUCUGUCAGAAAUCUGAAAUUAUAUUGCUGUUUACUCUGGGAUGUAGAUAUAGAUAUGAGACUGUUGUAGAUUGUGUGGUCGUAGAUACUUUGCUUUGAAUGCUACUGUUACUGUUAUUUAUUAUGAAGAACUAUAUUUUAUUAAUACUAGUUAAGUAAAUUUUUAUAUAUGGACACUAACGAAUUUAACAAAAUUAAAAAAAAUGUUCACAUCUCUUGAAGAAUGUAUGUGAUUAUUAUCUAGUCAAUAUUUUAACACUCACAAGCACUAGUUUGUUUAAUAUUUAUCUUUCUUGUUAUACUGAA